Pteropus alecto (black flying fox) is the source of this 2969-nucleotide messenger RNA. RefSeq names its product eukaryotic translation initiation factor 3 subunit C. Gene Ontology annotation, molecular function: translation initiation factor binding; RNA binding; translation initiation factor activity. The record is from RefSeq and is a predicted model, not a curated record. The transcript has 21 exons. Bases 138 to 2879 code for a protein of 913 amino acids. Gene Ontology annotation, cellular component: eukaryotic translation initiation factor 3 complex. NCBI's taxonomy places the organism in Eukaryota, Metazoa, Chordata, Mammalia, Chiroptera, Pteropodidae. Gene Ontology annotation, biological process: translational initiation.
AUACAGUUCGUCAGUGCUCCCGGAAGUGACGCAAAGGCCCCGCCUUCUCUUUCCGCGUUUUCGCCGUUCUGCGGUGUGACUCCUCUCAGGUUCAGCUGGUCCGGCCGCGCCCGCCACAGCCGCCCCGCGUCGUCGCCAUGUCGCGGUUUUUCACCACCGGUUCGGACAGCGAGUCAGAGUCGUCCCUUUCCGGGGAGGAGCUCGUCACCAAACCUGUCGGGGGUAACUACGGCAAACAACCAUUGCUGCUGAGUGAGGAUGAAGAAGAUACCAAGAGAGUUGUUCGAAGUGCCAAGGACAAGAGGUUUGAGGAGCUAACCAACCUUAUCCGGACUAUUCGUAAUGCCAUGAAGAUUCGGGAUGUCACCAAGUGCCUGGAAGAGUUUGAGCUCCUGGGAAAAGCAUACGGGAAAGCUAAGAGUAUUGUGGACAAGGAAGGUGUUCCCCGGUUCUAUAUUCGCAUCCUGGCUGACCUGGAGGACUAUCUUAAUGAGCUAUGGGAAGACAAGGAAGGGAAGAAGAAGAUGAAUAAGAACAAUGCCAAGGCCUUGAGCACCCUGCGCCAGAAGAUCCGAAAAUAUAACCGAGAUUUUGAGUCCCAUAUUACAAAUUACAAGCAGAACCCUGAACAGUCUGCAGAUGAAGAUGCUGAGAAGAAUGAGGAGGAUUCAGAAGGCUCUUCAGAUGAGGAUGAGGACGAGGACGGAGUCAGUGCUGCAACUUUCCUGAAGAAGAAAUCCGAAGCUCCUUCUGGGGAGAGUCGCAAGUUCCUCAAAAAGCUGGAGGAUGAAGAUGAGGAUUCAGAAGAUUCAGAAGAUGAUGAAGACUGGGACACAGGCUCUACAUCAUCUGAUUCAGACUCAGAGGAAGAAGAAGGGAAACAGACUGUGCUGGCUUCAAAAUUCCUUAAAAAGGCCCCCGCCACAGAGGAGGACAAGAAAGCGGCUGAGAAGAAACGGGAAGAUAAAGCCAAGAAGAAGCACGAUAGGAAAUCAAAGCGUCUGGACGAGGAGGAGGAGGACAAUGAAGGCGGGGAGUGGGAAAGGGUCCGAGGUGGAGUGCCCCUCGUUAAGGAGAAACCAAAAAUGUUUGCCAAGGGAACUGAGAUCACCCAUGCCGUUGUCAUCAAGAAACUGAAUGAGAUCCUGCAGGCACGAGGCAAGAAGGGAACUGAUCGUGCAGCCCAGAUUGAGCUGUUACAGCUGCUGGUUCAGAUUGCUUCUGAAAACAAUCUUGGGGAGGGUGUCAUUGUCAAGAUCAAGUUCAAUAUCAUUGCAUCUCUCUAUGACUACAACCCCAAUCUGGCCACAUACAUGAAGCCCGAGAUGUGGCAGAAGUGCCUGGACUGCAUCAAUGAGCUGAUGGACAUCCUGUUUGCAAACCCCAACAUCUUUGUUGGAGAGAACAUUCUGGAAGAGAGCGAGAAUCUGCAUAAUGUUGACCAGCCGCUGCGUGUCCGUGGCUGUAUCCUAACUCUGGUGGAACGGAUGGAUGAAGAAUUUACCAAAAUAAUGCAAAAUUCUGACCUGGAUCAGGUAGAAAAUGAAGGCGAGGACUCAGCUGUGCUGAUGGAGAGAUUGUGCAAGUACAUCUAUGCCAAGGACCGCACAGACCGUAUCCGGACGUGUGCCAUCCUCUGCCAUAUCUACCAUCAUGCCCUGCACUCCCGCUGGUUUUUCGUCCAACGACAUCACCCCCUCACCAAACCCUGUGCCUCGCCUCCCCUCCAGUCUGACCUGGAUCAGGUAGAAAAUGAAGGCGAGGACUCAGCUGUGCUGAUGGAGAGAUUGUGCAAGUACAUCUAUGCCAAGGACCGCACAGACCGUAUCCGGACGUGUGCCAUCCUCUGCCAUAUCUACCAUCAUGCCCUGCACUCCCGCUGGUACCAGGCCCGUGACCUCAUGCUUAUGAGCCACUUACAAGACAACAUUCAGCACGCAGACCCUCCAGUACAGAUCCUAUACAACCGCACCAUGGUGCAGCUGGGCAUCUGCGCUUUCCGGCAAGGCCUGACCAAGGAUGCCCACAACGCCCUGCUGGACAUCCAGUCAAGCGGCCGGGCCAAGGAGCUUCUGGGCCAGGGUCUACUGCUGCGCAGCCUGCAGGAGCGCAACCAGGAGCAGGAGAAGGUGGAGCGGCGCCGGCAGGUUCCCUUCCACCUGCAUAUCAACCUGGAGCUGCUGGAGUGUGUUUAUCUGGUGUCUGCCAUGCUCCUGGAGAUUCCCUACAUGGCCGCUCACGAGAGUGAUGCCCGCCGUCGCAUGAUCAGCAAACAGUUCCAUCACCAGCUCCGGGUGGGCGAGCGACAGCCCUUGCUGGGUCCCCCUGAAUCAAUGAGGGAACAUGUGGUCGCUGCCUCAAAGGCCAUGAAGAUGGGUGACUGGAAGACCUGCCACAGUUUUAUCAUCAACGAGAAGAUGAACGGCAAAGUGUGGGACCUUUUUCCCGAGGCUGACAAAGUCCGAACCAUGCUGGUUAGAAAGAUCCAAGAAGAGUCUCUGCGGACCUACCUUUUCACAUACAGCAGUGUCUAUGACUCCAUCAGCAUGGAGACACUGUCUGACAUGUUCGAGCUGGACCUGCCCACCGUGCAUUCCAUCAUCAGCAAGAUGAUCAUUAACGAGGAAUUGAUGGCCUCCUUGGACCAGCCAACGCAAACAGUGGUGAUGCACCGCACCGAGCCCACUGCCCAACAGAACCUGGCUCUACAGCUGGCGGAGAAGCUGGGCAGCCUGGUGGAAAAUAACGAGCGGGUGUUUGACCACAAGCAGGGCACCUAUGGUGGCUACUUCCGAGACCAGAAGGAUGGCUACCGCAAAAACGAGGGCUACAUGCGCCGGGGUGGCUACCGCCAGCAGCAGUCUCAGACAGCCUACUGAUCAUGCCACUUCUGUCCCCAUGGCCUCGACCAUUCAGCCUUUAAGUCCUGAAACAUCCCAGUCAUUAAAGGUCUAUUUAGAGUCAUUAUA